AUGGAGUCCAGAAUUUCACUCGCUCAGAAGCCAACGGAUGGUCCAGUUUAUGACGCCUUACGCUUCGCCUGGGCCAUAUGCAAAUCCGUGAAUGACAGAGUCAGGAAUCGCAAGAAGAAAUCGAAAAGAUCGUCUGAGCAACGUUCUGACGAAUGGGAUCUGCUCGAAGGGGGUACUGUUCGUACCUCAUCUCUCUUGAACAAAUACGAAGGUCCCGGCACGAAAUCCAUCACAGAGGAUAAGGAGAACUCCAACCCCCUGCGCAAGAACAAAGUCGCAUCUCACAAAAAGAAACAUGUUCCCCUUGUUAUCCCAACCAUUGUUCUCACAACUCCAGAAGGCGAGACAAUCGUUGGUAAGGACAUCCCCAAAGGCAGACGAGUUCAGGGCAGAAGCAGCACGUACACAGAACAGUGGUUAUCCUACGUCAGGAACUGCGAGACCCAUCUCCUUCCCAUCACGAAAUCUGUGCAGAAGGGUCUUGUGGAUGACGCGAAAGAAGCACGGAAGAAUGAAGCCAUUGAGAAGGAAGAGCAAGAAAAACGAGAGUCCGAACUGCGUCAGAAAGAGGAACAAGAGAGGCUCAAACAAGAGAAGCGCCGUCAAUCACAAGCCGCGGGAUUCUCCCUGGCAGAUGUGAAAAACCGCAUCAAUGGCAACCAAAAGGAAGUGCUGGAGCUAGAUUUGCUCAGAAAGGAACGUCAAAUCCAAGGAUUGAAGCACUUUGAGCAGCAGGAACUAUACAAAUCACAACAAAAGGAACCACAAGGAGCCUCUAUGGAGGCAGCCGCACGUAAGCGCUCUCGCCAGGAGAGACGCGAUGUCGUUGCCAGCCAAUGGGAGACGACUAGAUGCGAGGCCCAGACACACAGAGAGAAGAAGCAUGAUUUGGUUACGAAUAGACGCGGCGCGACUGGACAGAAGUUUACUCAGCCCUUGAGCCGCCAAUGA
Colletotrichum truncatum is the source of this 951-nucleotide messenger RNA. RefSeq lists its product as uncharacterized. The record is from RefSeq and is a predicted model, not a curated record. NCBI's taxonomy places the organism in Eukaryota, Fungi, Ascomycota, Sordariomycetes, Glomerellales, Glomerellaceae.